Molecule: messenger RNA, 3302 nt
Organism: Perca fluviatilis (European perch)
Lineage: Eukaryota; Metazoa; Chordata; Actinopteri; Perciformes; Percidae
Gene: kctd2
Product: potassium channel tetramerization domain containing 2
Exons: 6
Coding region: 334-1146 (270 amino acids)
Biological process (GO): protein homooligomerization; proteasome-mediated ubiquitin-dependent protein catabolic process
Cellular component (GO): Cul3-RING ubiquitin ligase complex; cytoplasm
Molecular function (GO): cullin family protein binding
Source: RefSeq, a predicted model, not a curated record
AGUAAUCACGUUACAACCCGGAAGAAUUGCCUCUCUCCGAUUAACGUUUGAAUAGACUAGAAUGAGCAAUUUAUCUCGGGAAGAAACGAUUAAACGCGAUGCUGCUAACAUCGCACAGCCUUUGAGAGACAUAUCCGUGUCUUAAUCUUCGGUGCCGUCGGAGUCACAGGCGGUCGAGUGUGAGCAGCAACGCCCUGAUGCCAGCAGCCACCCCGUCGGAGAAAAAUACCCUCGCUCUGUUUACAAAUCGGCUGGGAGACAUCGUUUCCUCGCAGUGUGUCGUUAGCUAGCUAAUCGUGCGGUUGUGUGUGUUUUUCAGACGAAGAAAAAAACAUGGCUGAACUGCAUGUUGUGGAACAGAGCGGCACUGCCACCAUAGAGCAGCCCGAGCACCGCGAUGUCCGAGGCUCGGUGCGCCUGGCGUCGCCCACUCUCGUGGUUCCUCCGCCGCGGAGCAGCCAGCUCAGUCCCGGCGGGGGGUCGAGCGGCAGUGGCGGACGCACCGUGUUCGGGUUCCCGGCGAAGAGCAACCCGAGCUCCCCGUCCGAACCGGUGGACAAGCCUGGCUCGCGCUGGGCUCGUCUGAACGUCGGCGGGACCUACUUCAUUACGACCAAACAGACGCUGUGUCGGGACCCCAAAUCUUUCCUGUUCCGACUAUGUCAAGAAGACCCCGACCUGGACUCCGACAAAGACGAGACAGGAGCCUACCUGAUCGACAGGGACCCCACAUACUUUGGCCCCAUCCUGAAUUACCUUCGGCACGGAAAACUGAUCAUGGAUAAAAACCUGGCCGAGGAAGGUGUUCUUGAGGAAGCCGAGUUCUACAACAUUGCGUCUCUGGUGAGGCUGGUUAAAGAAAGGAUACGGGACAACGAGAACCGGACAUCUCAGGGUCCUGUGAAGCAUGUGUAUCGAGUGCUACAGUGCCAAGAGGAGGAGCUCACACAGAUGGUCUCAACCAUGUCGGACGGUUGGAAGUUUGAGCAGCUUAUAAGCAUCGGCUCCUCUUAUAACUACGGCAACGAGGACCAGGCUGAGUUUCUAUGUGUAGUUUCCCGGGAACUCAACAACUCCACCAACGGCAUCGUCAUCGAGCCCACCGAGAAGGCCAAGAUCCUUCAGGAGCGAGGCUCGCGGAUGUAAAGAGACGCUGAGCUAAAUAACACUUUAUCAACAAAAACAAAACAAUAACAUGAACAUUAUCUCCAGUUUUCAUCACGAUCCGUGAGUUUACCCUCCUCCUCCUCCUCCUCCUCUUCUACCAUCGCCGCCUUCACCAUCGUCAUCAACCCCCCCCCCUCGUCCCUCCUCCUCCUCUGGUGUGCCUUUCCACAGCGGGGGGGCCGCCCGACGCCUCCCUCUCCUCCACUGCUGCAGCGCCACCCUGAUUUGUCUUCCCCUCCAUCGCCGGCUGUGGAACACUUCAGGGGGAAGUUUUAAAAGGGAUUACAAGUGAGUGGUUUUCCUCAUAGCAGCUUUAGUGAUGGUCAGUGUCACUGCGGUGCUUGUUGUAGCCCGUUGUUAUUGUGAGUGGAUGGACGCCGAGCACAGAGCUACUAUGAAUCAUCAUCUUCAUCGUUAUCAUCAUAUAUAAUAUAUACAUAUUGGCUCCUCAGGACUCUCAAAGGACAUAAAGGAACGAACACAGCUCCACUGACUGAGCCUCUAUACCUGAAUCUGUUAAUGAAGUGAACGCCCCGCCGCGUCCCUCUGCGCUCUCUGCGCUCCCAGACUCCUCGGCUGAUGUCUGAGGGCGGGUCGCGGCACAACACAACCGAGCCAGGAGGUGGAGCGUUUUCAUCCGCUCUCUCUCUUUCUCUCUCUCGUCAUUAGAAACCUCUUAAACGAGCGACAACAUCUAACAGGCGUCCUGUCUCGGAACAUCACGACAUCCUACUCCUCCUGGUUCCUGUUCCCGGGCUCGAUUUUUGGUUUGUCCUCCCCAGGGAGAGCAUUUAGGAUAUUUCCACGCAAAAAAAAAGAAAGAAAACCAAUGCCUCAAAAAAAGACUACACCUGUGUACAAUUUGUCAAGGCAUGUGAGGAAUCUAUAUAUAUAUAUAUAUAUCUAUAUCUAUAUAGGCUACAUGAUGAAAUUAUAUGAAAUGCAUAUGGUGGAAUUACUGAUUUCUGUAUCAUAGUUGUCAUAUAUUUACAUAUUCUUGGUGGGUGAGUCUAUUUAAAUGAUGGGAGAAAAUAUCAUAUUUUUUUUUCAUAACCAGUUGUCUUGAAGGUUUCCCGCCCGGUAACACGGAUAUGAGUACGUGGAUGCAGUGCCUCUCUGCUUUCUGUCCAGGACUGAAAUAUCACAGUGUUUUUUUCAGCUGCACGUUUUCUGUAGUGUUCCUCGAAACGUUUUCUCUUAGAUAUCCUACCUUUGAUCUCUUGCAUAUCUUAAAAUUGUAAUUAGGGAUGCGGAAAACUGUGGUUGCCAUUUGUCCAGGCGAGCGUGGCGUGGCGUGGAUUGGACCGUGGCCCGUUUGUAUGCUGCCUCAAACCUCUUAAAGCACCCCUCUCUCCAUGGCCUUGUGCUAAUCUCAAUAUUCACUCACUUUGCAGCUGCCUCUGUUGCCGGUCCUCAACUUAAUGACUGUGUUGUCUUACAUUCAUGCAGCACUUGUAGCAACUGUGUGACGCAAGCUGAAUUUUUCUUCUCGCCCUUAAAGCCCUGAGAUACCCGAGCCUACAUCAUCACAGAGAUUUACAGACUGUAAGCGAACCUGCCACACAGGUUCAGUUUCCUGAGCUUCAGAGCAAAGCCUUUUAUUUCAGAUGUUAUGUGACGUUGUUUUUCUUGGCUAAAGUAUAUUUCUCUUGAAAUGUACUUGACAUUAAGUUGCGGUGUGAUAGUGCUGAUUUAAACACUUGAAACAACAUUGGAGCAACGUGUAAAUACAUAUAAACUAGCCUGAUUCUAUCCCUCUGAACCGCUGCACAUAGCUCCGAUUUUAUAUAGAAACUUAACGAUUCUCAUGCUAAAUAUAUAAAAGUAUGUGUUCUUAAAUUUAUUUAUAAGUCAUCUGCACUUUUGUGCAGGUAAACAGAAUUGGCUUUUACUUCAAAUGUGCAUUUACAAAACCUGUAGUGCUGCAAGUAACUUGAAGCUGAAGUCAAUUAAGUGAUUAGUCGAUUAACAGAAAAUGUAUCUGCAACCAUAACUUGCUUUUCUCUGUUUUAUAUCAUUAUACUUGUAUUAUCUUUGGGGGUUUUGAUCUGAUAAAACAAGACGUGUGAAGAUGUGUCUUUGGGCUCCAGAGAUAUGUGACAUUUUGACUUUUUUUUUAGAUUAAACUUUUAAUC